AUGAACGUCUUUUGGACGUUUUCCGCAGUGCUCCUGCUCAAAGCAACAGUGAUCCAGUGCCAGGAAUACAGCGGAUCGUCGCAGUGUCCUGAACAACAUGGCGAACAGACGUACGUCCACCCCGAUUAUUGCGAUCAAUUCUACCUUUGCACGAACGGCACUCUGACGUUGGAACAGUGCGGCAACGGUCUACUGUACGACGGCAAAGGCGCCGCCUACCAUCACUGCAACUACCACUGGGCCGUCGAUUGCGGCAACCGCAAAGCCGAACUUGCGCCGAUCAGUUCUCCCGGAUGCGAAUACCAGUUCGGUCUGUUCUCAGACGGCUCCGCUUGCAGCACCAACUACGUCAAGUGCGAACACGGAACACCGUACGCCCUGCCCUGCGAACCUGGACUGGCUUACGACGACAGGAUCAAGAAGUGCAACUGGCCCGAUGAGCUCGUCGACGUGGGAUGCAACCCUGCAGACAUAAUUGGAUUCAGCUGCCCAGAAAAGGCAGACCCACACUCGGUGUCCGCCAAAUUCGAACCGUACCCGAGGUACGCCCUCCCAGGAGACUCUCACAGGCUCAUCACGUGCGUGCACGGUCAUCCAAGGUUGAUAAGCUGUGGCGAGGACAGCGUUGUGGACGAAUCUUCGCUGACGUGCGUCGAGAAAGGGCCUCAUUACAGAAAGAGAAAGUAG
Molecule: messenger RNA, 687 nt
Organism: Macrosiphum euphorbiae (potato aphid)
Lineage: Eukaryota; Metazoa; Arthropoda; Insecta; Hemiptera; Aphididae
Source: the annotation of a GenBank genome assembly